AUGGGUGGGCUUAUACAUCGCCGCAGCUUCUGCAGUGUACUUCUUGCAAUGGCGGCCGACGCUUUCAACGGCUUCCGGCGCAAGAAGCUGUGGUUCCCCUGCAAAUACACAGCCCUCAACGCCGCUUCUCUCACUGUAUUAGCCGUGGCAAUGAAGCUACCCAUGGAUCUCAACACUGUCUUCAUCAACUCCGAGACAGAUUCAAUUGCAAAGUUCACCAGCUUGCCCUUGAUGUCAGCAGCUCUCAAUAAUCUCAUGCCUUCUUUGGGCUCCAUGAAUGACAAGGAGCUUCUGGCCAAUGCUGCCGGCCUAUCUAUUCUUGUGAUCACCAUCACGGUUAAUAUGGUCAUCCAAGUCAUCGAGCUGCAACGUUCCCUAGUACAUGUAAUGAUCCUGUGUGCUGCGAUGUUAGUUUCUCUUGCGAUGCUAGUCUCCCUGGCAGUUAGCAUGUUGGAGAUGAAGCAGAGGCUGAAACGGCUUUUUCAUGAGAAGCACGGGGAGUUGGUGCUGCAGGGUUUUGAGAUGGAGGACCAGAGAAGAGAGAUGAUGAAAUAUUGGGUGAUGGCAGAGAGCAGCUGCCCUCAGUUUGUCGUAGCACGUUCUUGUGUUUGCACGGCCUCAUCUGUGAUCACCUCGUUUUUUUACAUCGCAGAUACUUUGGUUCAUGUUCUUAAUGGGACAAACACGAAUAAGCCAGGUAAGUCGCCCUAUGGAGUUUACACCAAGAGGAUUCUAGAUAUUCAGUCCAUCGGGCUGGGGAUGGCUGCAAUUCUGGCUACGUUGAGAUGGUUCACUAUUUUGUUUAGCUGCUCAUACUCCGACACUUGGAUGGUUGAAAGCUACUGGAUUCAGACGCUUAGCGACUGCAGAAACAGCUCCGCGUGCAUCAAAAUUUGGCCAAACAGAUGGGGCAAAUGUCUUCUUGAUGCAAAAUGGUGUGUGCUAACUCUCUGCAUUUUAGUUCAGAGCUUCACUGUACUUGCAAGCAAAACCCUCAUCUUCUUUUCUAGAUUCAUGGUGGCUCCAUUUGUGUUUUGCUUCUCUCACAUCAACAAGUUCGCGAGACGCCAUCAUGAUACAUCACCGGGUGAUCUGAACUACCUAAGCAGUUAUGUUCUGUUGCUAGAUGGCGAGGUGGAGCUUCCAACAAGCUUGGUGAGAAGCAUGUGCCGCGAGGAUGAAGGCAUGGUUCAGAAAGGUAGAGAAAAGAAGCCCUCCAACCUCAUAAAUCUUCUACACAAAUCUGAUAGCUCUAAUACUAGCCAAAUUACAACCUUAGUUUUAGCUCAUGAUUGUUGGACUCUGCAAGUAGUCACUCUCACAAGCAUUGCACUCGCACUUCCCAACUUCUCCCGGUAUCAACGCAAGCAGUUGUUGAGCAGUGUUAGCGAAGGCCUUUCUCUUGCAAAAAUAGUCGAAAAGGCAUUCGACACAAAUGCAAAUGCUAAGGGCAUUAGGAAUGCUGCGAGUGCUACAUGGGUGGAGCUGCUAGUAUACUCCAGGUGGGCAAAGAUCGAUCUCACAAGUGGAUUUCAACGGUGCCGAAACUGGGAGCAAGUGUUGCAUGAGCUCUCCCAUAAAGCCGAGGAGAUUUUUAAGGAGGUGAAGAGUGAAGAAGUGCAAGAUUCCAGCAUGGGAAACACUCUAAAAUGCCAAGCAAGAGCUGUGGCUGCAAACUCAAUGUACAGAAUUUGUGAAACCAUUUUGAUGUCAUCUGGUAUAGAGGAAAGCUGUGAGGAAAUGUGGGAGAGAUUAUGUGUGAUGAUUGCAGAUGUUUUGGCAACGUGUCUCACCAAUCUGCCACAUGCUAUAAUCAAAAUGUGUCAACAGAGUUGCAUUGAGAAGCGAGACAAGACAGUACGGGAAGCGUUUCUGCUUUUGGGAAAGACGGAAGAAGUUGUUGGUAUUGUUCGACGACAGAAACGGUCGUGUGUAGAUCAUGACAAUGACGCUAUACCUGUGGAUUGUUGA
This is a messenger RNA of Salvia splendens (bonfire salvia), 1971 nucleotides long. RefSeq lists its product as uncharacterized. The transcript has a single exon. NCBI's taxonomy places the organism in Eukaryota, Viridiplantae, Streptophyta, Magnoliopsida, Lamiales, Lamiaceae. The record is from RefSeq and is a predicted model, not a curated record. Bases 1 to 1971 code for a protein of 656 amino acids.